AUGCGAGAACAAAAUAUAUUUCAAAUGGCUGCUAAUGGUAUCGCUUGGUGCGUUGAAUAUUAUAUUGGUGAUAAAUCCUCGAAUACAAUUAAUGAUGAUGUGCACUUAUAUGGUGAUGGUAAAAAAUCUGGUAAUGAAUCAUUAGCAAAAUUGCAAUUAAAGUGUGAUGCUACAUAUAAUGAUCUUGUACAUGCAAUGCCUUAUUCAAUACGAAAUAAAUAUUCAAAUUUUUCUAUCGCUCGGCGUCCAUUAAAUUUUGACGAAGACGAUACAACAGUUCUAUUAACUCAUAUGAAAAAGUCCGUUGUGCAUAUAGUGGUCAUAUUCUUCGUGACAAAAUUUCCUAAUUAUCCUAUGCGUGAUUUUCAUCGUAAAUUUAGUUCAAAACGCCGAAGUUCAUCAAUGAAAAUUCAUGGUCAAUUGACUGACAAUCAAACAUUUACAUUUGAAGUUUCAGUUAGUGAAACGCAUGCUUGUAUUCAUCGUAUUAAUACUAUUCCUUCUCUAUUACGUCUUCCAUCAGAUACGCUCAUUCCGACUGCUGAUGGAAUGCCAUUUGAAACCCGUACUAAGUCUGUUUCUUGUCGCUAUUUAAAAAUUCGUAAACACAAUAAAAAAGACUAUCCUCCUAUUGCCUGUCAUGGAACAAAUAUAAAAGAUAUAGAAUUAAUUCUUAUGGAUGGACUUGUUAUGCUAAAAGGAACUAAAUAUUUUUCCGUACACUUAUAUGGUGAUGGUCAAAAGUCUGGCAAUGAACCAUUAGCAAAAUUACAAUUAAAUUGUGAUGCUACAUAUAAUGAUCUAGUGCAUGCAAUGCCCAAUUCAAUACGAAAUAAAUAUACAAAUUUUUCUAUUGCUCGACGUCCAUUAAAUUUUGACAAAGAUGAUACAACAGUUCUAUCAGCUGUAUGUCGUGCUCGACAUGGAAAAACGAAAUUUGUUCAAUUACCACUAUGUAUAACAGCACACGAAAAAGCUCGUUACACACAUAGUGGUCAUAUUCUACGUGAUCAUCUUCCUAAUUAUUCUUUGCGUGAUAUUCAUCAUAAGUUUAGUUCGAAAUGCCGAAGUUCAUCAAUGAAAAUUCGUGGUCAAUUGGCUGAUAAUCAAACAUUUUCAUUUGGAGGUUUAUCAUUUACAUUUCCAAAUAAUUGUGCUAAUGAUAAUCUUUCAAUUGAUGUUGAUUACAUAGUAUCACCAGAUUUUGAUUUAUUCGGUUUGCCAACAUGUAUUUGUCUUUUUAAAACUAAAUAUCAUAAUGAAAAUACUAAAUUAAUAGAUAUGCCAACGGUAUUAUUUACUGGUGAACCAAACGCACUACUAUAUAACUGGGUACAACCAUCAUCUUAUUGGUUUUCCUAUAGAACAAGACAAACCCGUUUACUCUCAAUUGGUGAAAUGCAUGCUUUUAUUCGUCAUAUUGAUGUUAUUCCUUCUCUAUUAAGUCUUCCUCCCGAUAUUUUUAUUCCAACUGCUACUGGAAAGCCAUUUGAAAUUCGUAGUAAACCUGUACCUUGUUACUAUUUAAAAAUUCGUGGACACAAUAAAAAAGACUUUCCUCAUAUUGCUUAUCAUGGAACAAAUAUAAAAGCUAUAGAAUCGAUUCUCAUGGAUGGACUUGUUAUGCCAAGUACGGUAGUCUCUAUUGGGUUACGUAUUUGUCCGCCAGACAAUCAUAUUGCGCGAGGAACAUCAGCUUUUAAUGUUGACGACUUUUCAAAUGCAAUAUUUGUAACACCAAGUAUACACUAUUGCUCAGAUCCAGUAUACGCAGUCACAUUUACAUAUGAGGAUGAAUGUCUUAUACCUGUGUUGGAAUGCAGUGUGAAAAAUGGCUCAUUCAAGACUUAUAGAAGUACUGUGAAGGAUUAUGUUGCUCAUCAAGAUGAUGAUAUCAACGCCAUCGAAUGGCGUCUGACAAAUCCAGCAGAUGUUGAAAUCAUAUCUGUACUCUUCGUUCAUGUCAUAACAUCAAAAAGUGAAGCAGCGCGAUUGAGAGCUGAGAAACUCGGUGUUGAUCCAACUAGCGUUAAAUAA
Messenger RNA from Rotaria sp. Silwood2, 2037 nucleotides. The record is from the annotation of a GenBank genome assembly. NCBI's taxonomy places the organism in Eukaryota, Metazoa, Rotifera, Eurotatoria, Philodinida, Philodinidae.